UCGCCCUCCUAUCGACCGUCGAGCUUUUGUGCCCGAGACCAGUUGGAAAGUCUUAUUGCCAGACACGGUCACCCCACCCGAGUCUCGUUGUCAUCCCUCCAAGAGUUAACGGCAACCUCGUCGACAUAUAAUCCUCCCUCCCCCACCUCGUCGAGCUCAGAUAGUACAGAAUCUGUGGAAACCGGCACUCUCACCCAGUCAACCUCCCGGCCGAUCCCCAUCCCUAAGCCAUCUCCCAACACACGCGAUAAAGAUUUUCCUGUCACUCCCCUCACAGGGCGUUUCGAUAAAGGCUACUACUUUGCCCACCGUGACCAGACUCCCGAGGGCCACCGAGAAAGACAGAUUCAUAGAAGAAGCGGUCGACCUGGUCAUCGCUCUCAUCGUUCACCCUCGAACAGCAUGCGUUCGGACAGCUCAACCUUCUACCCGCCAGCCGUCUCUUCCUCCAUGGCUCCAACCGGUCGUCCUGUCUCUCCGCAGCCCUCCCGUUCUCGGGCCCAGAACACAUCCAAGUCGAUGCCUGCCUUCCACUUGGGAAGCUUACCACGGUUCCAUCCGGCAGUCUACCAGUCUUCAGGCAGCCCCCCAGCGCAGCCUUCUUCACCACGCCAGGCACGACAACACGGGUAUCGCACGUCCUCCGGCGCCCGUGACACCAUGUGGCAGUUAGUGGAAGGAAGUUCCCUACCAAAGACUCCCUCCAGGCCGUUGUCACCGAGUCCAUCUGCCCCGCGCCUAGAUCCGCUCCGCAGCCCGGGCCCGGUGACUCCGCUGGCGCUCGAAGAGGCAGGUGGAUAUCUUGUCUCGGGCACAUCUAGCUCAUCGGAGUUUGCAUCUCGGGAUCACUCCGGGGCGGCUCCAGACCUGGUGGAUAGACUGAUUGCUCGGGAAAACGAGCGGAAUCGACAAAAACCAAUGAAGUCCCUCAAGGGCUUCUAG
Molecule: messenger RNA, 942 nt
Organism: Aspergillus ibericus CBS 121593
Lineage: Eukaryota; Fungi; Ascomycota; Eurotiomycetes; Eurotiales; Aspergillaceae
Exons: 1
Source: RefSeq, a predicted model, not a curated record